Corythoichthys intestinalis (scribbled pipefish) is the source of this 746-nucleotide messenger RNA. RefSeq lists its product as uncharacterized. The record is from RefSeq and is a predicted model, not a curated record. The transcript has 3 exons. The coding region runs from base 120 to 569 and encodes 149 amino acids. Lineage: Eukaryota; Metazoa; Chordata; Actinopteri; Syngnathiformes; Syngnathidae.
CCCAUCUACCGUGGAACAGGUCCGCCCGGUGCGGACACACCCGCUUCCCGCUCUGCUAAUAAAAGAAAACAAGAGAACUCAACUCAUCUGAGCAACGCGUGCGAACACGGGCAGAGAAAAUGGAUAAAAUAAUCGGGGCGGUUGCAGGCCAUGUGGGGGACAUGGUGGAGGACGGCCUCAAGUCUGCUUUUGGUGUGAAAGAUCAGGACAAGGGCAAGGACAAAGGAGGCUUAAGCUCCUUUUUCGGUGGUUCUGAUGACAAAGACAAGGACAAAGGAGGCUUAAGCUCCUUUUUCGGUGGAUCUGACGACAAAGACAAGAAGAAAGAAGACGAAAAGGACAACAUCUUCUCCAAAAUCUUUGAUAGAGGCGGCGACGACGACAAGCCCAAGCGGUCGGGUUUCGACGGCUUGUUUAGCGAAAUCGACGUCCAGGGAGGCGGCGGAUCCGCGGAGGGUGGCGGAUCCGCAGGGGGUGCCGGAUUUGCGGCAGGUGGCGGCGCUUUGAGUGACGGAGAUUUGCUCGGCGACCUGAUGAGCGUGGCAGAAGAAUCAUCCGGUGGAAAGUAGAACGCCGACCAAUUUGCAGUCAUCCGUUUAUUUAUGCAUCCUUGUUUCUACAGUAACCUCAGCAGCAACAACUGGACUGUCUCGUAUCAUUCUUAAAAACAAUAAAUACAUGUAAAUAAAGUGCAUGUUUGUACAUCUUCAUGAAGUCAAUACCUUGUGAAUAAACAUCUUGAUAUG